Molecule: messenger RNA, 1176 nt
Organism: Coccinella septempunctata (seven-spotted ladybird)
Lineage: Eukaryota; Metazoa; Arthropoda; Insecta; Coleoptera; Coccinellidae
Gene: Wbp2
Product: WW domain-binding protein 2
Exons: 6
Coding region: 150-1040 (296 amino acids)
Biological process (GO): positive regulation of DNA-templated transcription
Cellular component (GO): nucleus
Molecular function (GO): transcription coactivator activity; chromatin DNA binding
Source: RefSeq, a predicted model, not a curated record
AUUAUUUCUAGUUUUUGUUAUCGUUGUCAACUGCUGUCAAACCACACAAUCACAAUUAAUUACCACAAAAAGGAAGGAAAGCGUCUAGAAUUUUCCUUGAAGUUACCUUUAUGACAAUUUCUAGAAUCUGAUACACAUUAAUCUAAAAAAUGUCGUUAAACACAGCACAUAUGAAUGGUGGAGUGUUGAUACAUGCUGGUGAAUGUAUAUUGCUGUUUUGUGAAAAUGUUACAAUUGAGUGGUCUGGCCAGAAUGAACCCGCCUUCAAGGGUUCGAAGCAGGGACGUAUUUAUUUAACGACUCAUCGAAUGAUAUUCAAUAAUAAGACAGGAGAAGAUCCUAUGCAAUCCUUCAGCUUUCCGUUUAUCACAUUGAGUGAAGUUGGUAUUGAGCAGCCAAUAUUUGGAGCUAAUUACAUCAAAGGAAAAGUGCGAGCCCAACCAAAUGGAAAUUGGGUUGGAGAAGCUAAGUUCAAGUUAACUUUCAAAACUGGUGGAGCAAUUGAUUUUGGUGAAGCUAUGUUAAAAGCAGCUCAAUUAGCUACGAGAAACGCCCAGAGGGAUGCCCCUCCUCCUUAUGUACCGCCCCAAACUCAGUGGUACGCAGCCCCGCCUCCCGCCUACGCUCUACCCCCUCAAGGAUACUAUGGCUGGACCCCGCCGACCAACGUAUUUCCACAGCAACCACCGAACGGUGCCGUCUUCAUGACUGACGCCCCACCACCAUAUCCAGGUAUAAACGUGCCUGGACAGGCCCCGCCCACUCAAGGAGCUCAAGGAUUCGGGUAUCCAUCUCAACCUCAAGGUUUCGGUUUCGCCCAACCGGGUUAUGGACCGCCAGGCGCGGCUGGGUUGGCACCUGGCGCUUCUGGUGGCAUGCAGCAGCCUGGGUUCAGCUCUGCUGACGCUAAAGCAGCAGAAGCAGCACAAUCGGCUUACUAUGAUCCUAAUCAGCCCCAGAUGGCAUAUGUACCACCACCUGCCUAUUAUGAAAAUCCUCCUUCCUACAACAACGCAACUAAUAAUAAAAAGGAACAAUAAGCUGCUGAUAAUUUGUUAUAUUUACUCAUUAUAUAUGUUAAUUGAUCGUAUUGUUUAUUAUAAUUAUUCCUGUAAUAUUAGUGAUAUAUUUGUUGAGAAGAUGCUGAUUUAUAAAUAUAUUCUAUAGUUUCAUGAA